UCUCGUACCUGCAGAAGUCGGGUCUCCACUCAUCACUUGAGAAGUGAAGACUGAGGAGUAAAGACGAUGAUGAGCCGACUGUUCUCCUGCGGAGUCCUGCUGCUGCUGGCCCUGGCGGCCACAGGAAGCGACGCGCAGCAGGAUGCUUGUGGCAUCGCUCCUCUCAACACAAAGACCAGCACCAGGAUCGUGGGGGGGGAGGACGCCCCCGCGGGCUCGUGGCCCUGGCAGGUCAGCCUGCACAGACGCUCCCAUUUCUGCGGCGGCUCCCUGAUCAACGACCGCUGGGUCCUCACCGCCGCCCACUGCUUCCCCAGCACCAGCACCUCGGGUCUGAUCGUUUACCUCGGACGUGACGCCCAGCAGAGUGUGAACUUCAACGAGGUGUCCCGCUCGGUGGACCUGGUCAUCACACACUCGGGCUACGACGCGAACACGCUGGAUAACGACAUCGCUCUGCUGCGGCUGUCCUCGGCCGUGACCUUCACCGACCACAUCAAGCCCGUGUGUCUGGCAGCCGAGGGCAGCGUCUUCACGGCGGGGGAGCUCAGCUGGGUCACCGGCUGGGGAACCAUUGAGAGCGACGUUUCUCUUCCUUUCCCUCAGCGGCUGCAGGAGGUCAACGUCCCCGUCGUAUCCAGCCCUCAGUGCAACUCCGUGUACGGUUUAAUCACGGAUAACAUGAUCUGCGCUGGUCUCGACGAGGGAGGGAAGGACUCCUGCCAGGGAGACUCCGGCGGGCCGAUGGUGAAUAAGAACUCCACCCGCUGGGUCCAGUCGGGGGUGGUGAGUUUUGGCCGCGGCUGCGCGGAUCCCGGUAUCCCCGGAGUUUACGCCCGGGUGUCGCAGUACCAGUCCUGGAUCAGCAGCCGGGUCAGCGGAGAGCAGCCGGGGUUCAUCACCUUCGGGGGCGACUUCAGCACGGGUGCUGCAGGUUCCAGCGUGGUGGGGAAGGUUCACUUCAUCUCCCUGUCCGUCCUGCCCAUCCUGCUCUCGCUCUUCGUCCUCUCAUGAAAGGGUUCAAGACGCCAAUGUUUCCUUACUGUUUACUAGAUGUGUGUCGUUUUAUUUAAUUAAUCACCAUAUUGAUACCUCAUCAGCUGCUGAGAAGCCUUGAUUUGAUUUGAUUUAUUUUAUUUUAAUUUUGUUCAUGUAAAAAACACUUCAAGAGAAGUUUAAGAAAACAAAACAAAGAAUUUCAUCCUUGAGCACUUGAUAACUUAAUUUACAUGUGCAAAAAAGGAGUAGGAAGAAGUGUAAACUUAUUUAAUCCUACCCCCAUUCACUGAUCAUUUAACCUGUAAUUAUAAAUACUCACACACUGUACUCACACUGAUAAAUAACAGUAUUAUUAUUAAUAUUAUAUAUUGUAAUUAUACUCACACACAUACCUAUACAUACAUACACAUAGUUGAAUAUUUAUAUAUAUUUGUACACACAUGCCCAUAUAAAUAUUUAUAUAAAUAUACUUAUUUACAUUAUACUGUCUCUAUUAACUACAUGUGCUCUAUAUAUAUGUAUAUAUAAUCACACACACACACACACACAUAUAUAUAUAUAUAUAUAUCAUUUAUAUAUAUAUAUAUAUAUAUAUAUAUAUAUAUAUAUAUAUAUAUAUAUACAUAUAUAUACGCUACUUGGGUGUUUCUGGACUUUUAUUUUAUUGCUCGAUGACUAGAUAAUAAUACUGUGGAUGAACAAAGCUUGGAAUAAUAAAUGAACAGUAUUCUAUCAGAACUCUUUUCUAUUAUCCAUUUGAUAAAAUGUAGAAUUUUGUUGAAAAUAAUCAUUCAUUUAUCUUCAUUAAUCAGUCUUUCACCAGAUUGUUACUGCGGCUGCUGCGAGGCGCAUAAAAUGAACAAAAAGACAGUAACUUGAAAUGAACAUCAUUUAAAUGCCAUUUAAUAGUAGAGUAAUUAAACUCUACUCUAAUCGUUUUAAUCCUCACUGAUCAUUUUGACACUCUUAGACCUCAAUGACACAUACUUAUCUAAACUUAUUUGCCAGGAAACAAUUUCAGUAAAUGGCUAAUAUGUGACUUUUAAGCAAUUUGACAUUAAAAAAAAGAAAAGUAAUGAAGAAUGAGUUUCUGUUUCUUGUUAUCGAACAGAAAUGCUGGAUUUUUGCACUGAAGUGAGUGUGUGAGUGUGUGAGUGUGUGAGUGCGUGAGUGCGUGAGUGUGAGUGUGUGAGUGUGUGAGUGUGUGAGUGUGUGAGUGUGUGAGUGCGUGAGUGCGUGAGUGCGUGAGUGUGAGUGUGUGAGUGUGUGAGUGUGUGAGUGUGUGUGUGUGUGAGUGUGUGAGUGUGUGAGUGUGUGAGUGUGUGAGUGUGUGAGUGUGUGAGUGUGUGAGUGUGUGAUGCAGCAGGAAACCUUUCUGUUUUUGGACGACUGUCUUUUUAAUCUGCUUUGUUUCAUCUCUUUAACCUUCCCGUUUGAAGCCCCAGCUGUGAUUUACUGUGAAAGCACAAUGACAUGAAGAAAUUAAAUACAUUAUAAAUGAUAUUUAUACUUUCAGAGGUCGUCAGAUAGACACCUCUUACUGAACUCUUGUUUUUUUCAUGUUUCUGUUUUAUUUGGUAUCUUUGCACUAUAGUAAACACCAACAAAAAGCCAGAUAUGAAGUAUUUGUCUGGUGUCUUGUUAGAAUGAAGGUAAAUAAAACAUAUUUUCUUAACAUUU
This is a messenger RNA of Cololabis saira (Pacific saury), 2679 nucleotides long. Its product is annotated as trypsin I-P1-like. The record is from RefSeq and is a predicted model, not a curated record. Gene Ontology annotation, biological process: proteolysis. Gene Ontology annotation, molecular function: serine-type endopeptidase activity. The transcript is spliced from 6 exons. Bases 67 to 1014 code for a protein of 315 amino acids. NCBI's taxonomy places the organism in Eukaryota, Metazoa, Chordata, Actinopteri, Beloniformes, Belonidae.